This is a messenger RNA of Adelges cooleyi (spruce gall adelgid), 1541 nucleotides long. Its product is annotated as TAR DNA-binding protein 43-like. Bases 147 to 1109 code for a protein of 320 amino acids. The record is from RefSeq and is a predicted model, not a curated record. Gene Ontology annotation, cellular component: nucleoplasm. Gene Ontology annotation, biological process: regulation of gene expression. NCBI's taxonomy places the organism in Eukaryota, Metazoa, Arthropoda, Insecta, Hemiptera, Adelgidae. Gene Ontology annotation, molecular function: RNA binding. The transcript is spliced from 5 exons.
AUCUCUAUAGUCUAAUUUAGUAUAUAAACAUUGUAUAUUUUGUAUUGCUUUUUCUUGUUUGUUGUUAGCUAUUGAAAUUUAAUGUAUUGAAAGAUAUUGUAUAUUAUUUAACUAGUAAAUUCAGAUAUAUGUAAUAUUUAUAUAUUAUGGAAAACGUAGAAAAGUAUAUACCGGUAUGCGAAUGCGAAGGGGAAGACUUUAUGGAGAUACCUUUGGAGAGUGAUGGUACACUAUCAACAGCAACAUUAAGUGCAUAUUUUCCUGGAGUUACUGGCUUAAAAUUUCGUGUUGAUUCAUAUUCACCCUACAGAGCACUGAGACUAUAUGAUGGGAAAUUUCAUGCACCAGAAGGUAGCUGGGCUGGACACAAGUUUUAUUGUGUACAUCCAAAAGGUGACAAAAGAAAACUAGAAGAGACUGACACUAAGCCGUCUAAAGGCUACCACAGUAUGAAUUGUACAGAUUUAAUUGUUUUGGGUUUACCUUAUCAGCUCUCAGAAAUCCAAAUGAGAGAUUAUUUUGAGCAAUUUGGAAAACUAGUCAUGGUUCAGAUUAAACGAGAUAUAUCAGGGAACUCCAAAGGUUUUGGUUUUAUACGUUAUGAAGAUUAUAGCUCGCAGGCAAAAGCCCUAGGGCAACGGCAUUAUGUAAAUAAUCGUUGGGUAGAAGUCAAAAUACCAGCUUCAAAAGAAGGCUAUUAUUCUAAGGUUCCUCAUAAAAUAUUUGUUGGUCGUCUCACUGAAGAUAUUAGUGAGCCUGAUCUUAGUAAAUACUUCUCACAAUAUGGUGAGAUUACAGAUGUAUUCAUUCCAAAACCAUUCAGAGCAUUUGGUUUUGUUACCUUCAAUGACGCCUCUGUAGCACAAAGUCUUUGUGAUGAAGAUCAUAUUGUUAAAGGAGUAUCUCUACAUAUAUCUGAAGCAAAUCCAAAGUCUGAUCAAAAUAGGGAUAAACAAGUUAGCAGCCAACAACAGUACAUGGGCAACCUACUGACUAACGGCAUGUUAGCAGCUGCUCUCAGCCAAGCCACAUACCAAACCCCUUCAAUUCCCUAUCAAAGUCAUCGGGCGUACGGAAAAGUACAUGACUGGAAACGCCGCAGUAAUUAGUAAUUAGAGCCAAUGCUAUAUAAGAUUAAAUUUAUAUAAAUUGUGAUGAAAAAUGAUCAACUUGGCAUUAGUGCCCUUCUCUUGUCUUUUCUCCCUAGUCAUACUUCUCAUCUGAUUCUCAUUUUUCAUAUUCUGAAUAUUUUGACAAAUAUCUAUAUACUUAUUCAUUUCACAAUCAAUUUAAGUAUUAUGUUAAGUAUUAUAAAUUUUAUAACUAAUCAAUUGUAAUGUAUAACUGUUGUGUUACAUGAGUGUUAUUACUGUAUAUAAAUACUGUGUAUUUUGAAAGUUUUACUUUUUAUUUAAUUUGCCAGGUAUGAUUUUAAUAAAUAAGUUUUACUUUGACUAUAGUGUUAUACAAAAUAAUAUACACCAUAUUGUUACUAUAUUAAAAUUAAGGAUAGGUAAAUUUAAUGUACAACUAAUAAUUGU